Molecule: messenger RNA, 701 nt
Organism: Triticum aestivum (bread wheat)
Lineage: Eukaryota; Viridiplantae; Streptophyta; Magnoliopsida; Poales; Poaceae
Product: protein TIFY 11e
Exons: 1
Coding region: 121-564 (147 amino acids)
Biological process (GO): regulation of defense response; response to wounding; regulation of jasmonic acid mediated signaling pathway
Cellular component (GO): nucleus
Source: RefSeq, a predicted model, not a curated record
CAGUUUUAUCAUUAUCAUUCCUGCAACUAACACCCUAUCAACUAGCAGAGGCACUGCGAGCUCGCCAGGCUUCCAGAGCGUACAGGGCGACCGAUCGAUCGAUCGACCGACCGGCAAGCAAUGGCGGCGACAGGGAGCGCUAAGGGUCUACGGUUCGCUGCAGCGUGCGGUGUCCUCAGCCGCUGCAUCAAGGCGGCGGAGGCGCGGCCGGCGGCCACGGUGGUCCUCCCUCUCAUGCCCGGGGCGGAAGUGCCCGCGCAAGACGACCACGAGGCGGGUCCUGCGCCGGCGAACGCGCAGAUGACCAUCUUCUACGGCGGGCAGGUGCUGGUGCUGGACGAGGUCCCGGCUGACAGGGCGGCCGAGCUGCUCCGUGUCGCUGCUGUCUCAGGCACACCGCGAGCGAGCUGCGAGGCGGCGGAUGGCGACCUGCCCAUGGCGAGGAAGGCGUCGCUGCAGCGGUUCAUGAAGAAGCGCAAGGGAAGGCUCGCCGCGCGCGCCGUCCCCUACAGCCGCCCCGACGGCGACGCGUUCUCCUCUAACCGUCUCACGCUUACGCUCUAGUUCGUGUCCAUGCGUACUCUAGAGUAGCUUGAGACCUGAGUAAUUUAUACGGUUGAUGUGUGUCUUUGCUCUGAAUUAUGAUCAAAUUAUUGCUCUGAAUUAUGAUAAGAAAUUCCGGCUAUUCUUGUUUUGACAAA